CAGACCGUCGCUGCUGCAGUUUGAGGAAGUUUCACUUUUCACUCUGAAACUCACCUGAGCUCAUUUAGCAGUUUCCUGUUUGUUUGUUUGUUUGUUUGUUUGUUUGCACUGAACCUCCGACACCACCUGGCGCUUCGACAGGACGCGGCAGAUAUGACGUCAGCAUCUGACCUGGAGCAGCUCGCGGACAUUGAGCUGCAGAGGGAGGAUGAGGAGGAUGAGGAGGAAGAUGAUCAGACGUGUGUCACAGAUGCUCCGCCCUCAGUCCUCCCUGACUCCUCCCACCCGUAUUACGACGUGGCUCGACACGGCGUCCUGCAGGUCUCAGGAGACGACCGGUACGGCAGGAAGCUGAUCGUCUUCAGCAGCUGCUGUUUGCCUCCAUCGCACCAGCUGAACCACCGCCGGCUGCUGGAGUACCUGAAGUUCACGCUGGACCAGUACGUGGAGAUGGACUACAUCCUGGUCUACUUCCAUCACGGUCUGAGGAGCAGCAACAAGCCGUCCAUGAAGUGGUUACGAGAAGCGUACAACGAGUUCGACAGGAAGUACAAGAAGAACCUGAAAACUCUUUACGUCGUUCAUCCCACGAACUUCAUCCGAAUCGUCUGGAACAUCUUCAAACCUCUGAUCAGCCACAAGUUCGGGAAGAAGUUGACCUACGUGAACUUUCUGGACGAACUGAGAGAACACGUGAACUACGAGCAGCUCAUCGUCCCACCGGACGUCCUCAGACAUGAUGAAAAGUUACGAGCGGCUCAGAAAGGCGGAGCCCCUCCCCCAGUGAAGAGGCCGCCGCCCCGCCCCCCCCUGCCCACUCAGCAGUUUGGAGUCAGUCUUCAGUACAUCAGAGAGAAGAACCGGGACGAGCUGAUUCCUCCGGUGCUGCUUCAGACGGUUCGAUACCUGAAGGACAACGGUCUGAGGACACAGGGACUCUUCCGGCGCUCGGCUCGUGUUCAGAUCAUUAAGGACGUUCAGAAGCUCUACAACCUCGGGAAGCCUGUGAACUUUGAUCUUUACGGUGACGUCCAUGUUCCGGCUGUGAUCCUGAAGACGUUCCUCAGAGAACUCCCUGAACCCGUGCUCACGUUCCGGGUCUACAGCCAAGUCCAGGACAUCCUCAACGUGGAGAACAUCCUCCGUGUGACGACGUGCAAACAGAUUGUUGAAAGUCUUCCUGAACACAACUUCAUCGUGUUGAAGUUUCUGCUGAGUUUCCUCCACAUGGUGUCUCAGGAGAGCAUCAGUAACAAGAUGAGUGCGUCCAACCUGUCCUGUGUGUUCGGGGUGAACCUGCUCUGGCCUCGUCACGGCUCCAUCUCCCUCACGGCUCUGACGCCCAUCAACAUCUUCACCGAGCUGCUCAUCGAACAUUUCCUCCCGGUGUUCGCUUCUCGCCGUCCGGCUGGAGAAGUGGAGCCGUGAGGCAGCAGGUCGGCGCCGCUCUGGAUCCUCCAACACGUCGCUCUACAUCCAUAAAGAUCUGCCUCGUGUCAGACGACGACUGAAUGAAAUCUGUUCCCAGGAUGUUUUGACCUUUAGUUUGAAAAAGAGCAGAUUGACUGAACCCUCCUCAGCCGGUGUCUCCAGAGGUUGAACCCUCCUCAGCCGGUGUCUCCAGAGGUUGAACCCUCCUCAGCCGGUGUCUCCAGAGGUUGAACCCUCCACUCUGAGGAUUUGAUGCUUCACUGUCGAGCAGCUCUGAGCUCGUUAGUUCUUUGUAUUCCAGGUGUUAGCUGAGCUGCUUGUUUUCUUCACCUUCUCCACCCACAUUUCAUUCUGACAAACCGUAAACACAAAACAUGCCUUUAAAUAAAUAAAUAGCCAUUUAUUAAUGUUUGAAUUCACAUUUCAGCUUCUGACCUUUGACCUUUUUAUACUAAAAUGCACUUGUUACGUUUCAAUAAAUCAGCUGAAAGUCCAAAACAUGUUUGUCGAGGUCAGAGAUUUUUAUUGAGGGAACAUUUGUUCCUGAUUCUGUGUAAAAGACAAACACUCACUGGAAUCAAAGGAUUUGUUCUUGAAUUUGUUUAUUAAUGAUUCAAUUUUUUGUAAGAACUUGGUACAAAAAAGUGAGACUACUCUUUAACCAUUUACCAACGUCCAUCCAUCAAGUUGUUAAUGCAUCAUAAAGAAGAAAAAACUACAUUGGCAUAUUUAAGACAAACACUUUCCUAUACACACUAUCCACUGGACAGUCCCCUUAGCAAUGACAAAGAAACUUCUACUUCAACAGACAUUUUCAUUUCCAUCUAAACGCCCUCGUCUCGUCGGCGCCUCCUUGUGGCGUAAAUCAUACAAAGAGUCAGAAUGCAGAACCAGCAAACCAUAGAAAUGUUCUGUUCUUUUUUUUGCUCCUUGAUAAAAGAAUAUAAAAAUGU
Messenger RNA from Pleuronectes platessa (European plaice), 2384 nucleotides. RefSeq names its product rho GTPase-activating protein 8. Gene Ontology annotation, cellular component: cytoplasm. NCBI's taxonomy places the organism in Eukaryota, Metazoa, Chordata, Actinopteri, Pleuronectiformes, Pleuronectidae. Gene Ontology annotation, biological process: small GTPase-mediated signal transduction; negative regulation of endocytic recycling. The record is from RefSeq and is a predicted model, not a curated record. The transcript has 13 exons. The coding region runs from base 154 to 1428 and encodes 424 amino acids. Gene Ontology annotation, molecular function: GTPase activator activity.